This is a messenger RNA of Wallemia mellicola CBS 633.66, 807 nucleotides long. RefSeq names its product DUF51 family protein. NCBI's taxonomy places the organism in Eukaryota, Fungi, Basidiomycota, Wallemiomycetes, Wallemiales, Wallemiaceae. The coding region runs from base 104 to 565 and encodes 153 amino acids. The transcript has 2 exons. The record is from RefSeq and is a predicted model, not a curated record.
AGAAGAUAAGCACCUGAUCUUAUGUUUUGAUAGUUUAAUAAAUUAUUAUGAUAACAAUCAUAAAUUAACAAGUAUCAAUAAUGAUAAUAAUGAUAAAUACCCAAUGUUUGUCACUUGGAAUCAUAACAGUAGAUUAAGGGGCUGUAUAGGUACCUUCAAAUCAAUUGAACUAAUAAAAGGUUUAAGACAAUAUUCUUUAAUAUCAGCUUUAGAGGAUAAACGUUUUGAUCCGAUAAAUUUAACUAUUUUAAAUGACUUAUCUGUCAGUAUAUCAAUCUUACAUAACUUCAAAAAGAAACUGGAUUGUUUCGAUUUUAAGAUUGGUUUAGAGGGUAUUAAGAUAGAUUUUUAUCACAACAAUCGUCAUUAUCAGUCAACAUUCUUACCAAAUGUGUUAACAGAACAAAAUUGGACGAAAGAACAAUCGAUUGUCGCAGCGAUAAAGAAAUCUGGCUAUCGUCAAAAGAUUGAUAAAGAUCUAUAUAAUGGAAUUAAUUUAGAAACUUUUGAAUCAGAAUACAAGUCAAUGUCAUAUAAAAAUUAUUUAUUCUUAGUUAAUCUAUAACUAAACUUCUUCCUCGUUGGUACGAAGAAACCGAAUUUAUAAUCUAUCAUUGAUUCAGUUACUUGUAUUGGUAUAUAAUUUUUACCAUUAUGGACUGCAAAUUUCAUACCAACAAAGUUUGGUAAUAUCGUACAAUUCCUUGCAUUAGUUUUUAUAACUUGAUUUGUAUUCUUUAAUUCUAAUAAAUUUGGGAAACUUCUGAAGAAAGGACCCUUCCAAACGGAUCUUUUAUUCAAUAUUCC